Molecule: messenger RNA, 1031 nt
Organism: Trametes versicolor FP-101664 SS1
Lineage: Eukaryota; Fungi; Basidiomycota; Agaricomycetes; Polyporales; Polyporaceae
Product: NAD-P-binding protein
Exons: 5
Coding region: 49-933 (294 amino acids)
Source: RefSeq, a predicted model, not a curated record
GCGACACCCCCCGCACCUCACUCACCGAAGCAGAACAGCACACCCAGGAUGCCGAGCGCAUGCGACACCGUUAAAGGGCUCGCGGACACCCCCACCCUCUUCGGCGUCGAGGGACUCGUGGCCGUCGUUACUGGCGGCGGAACCGGCAUCGGGCUGAUGAUCGCGAAGGCCUUGGAGCACAACGGCGCGGUGGUGUACAUCGUCGGCCGGCGGCUGCAGGUGCUCGAAGAAGCCGCGCGCGAGCACAGUCGUCGGGGCAGCCUCAUUCCGCUCCAGGGCGACGUCACCUCGCGCGAAUCCAUGCAGGCGGUCGCGGAGACGAUCCGCCAGAAGCACGGCUUCGUGAAUCUGCUCGUGAACAACGCGGGCCUCGCGAAGAGCUUUCUGCCGAAACUCCCGGGGCCCGGCGAGGUCGACAUGAAGAAGUACCAGGAGCUGCUCUGGAACGCCGGAUCACCGCGCGAGUUCUCCGGCGCGUUCGACGUGAACGUCACCUCCGCCUGGUACUGCGCCGUCGCCUUCCUCGACCUGUUGGACUCCGCGAACAAGCGCGGCAACAUGCCCGGCGUCACCAGCCAGAUCAUUACCGUCUCGAGCGGCGGCGCGUUCCGGAAGGAUGACAAGGUGUUCAGCGUGCCGUACACGCUCAGCAAGUCUGCCGCGACGCACCUGGGCAAGAUGCUCGCGCACUUCCUCAAGGACUGGAACAUCCGGAGCAACAUUAUCGCUCCCGGCAUCUUUCCAUCGGAGAUGAUAGAAGGGCUUAUCUCGCAGGAAUACAUCAACGCUGGUGUGCCGCUGCACCGCGCGGGAAGCAUCGACGACAUGGGCGGCUUGAUCCUCUUCUUAGCCAGCCGUGCUGGUGCUUAUAUGAACGGCACUGUCCAGCUCAUUGACGGAGGUCGGCUUUUACUGUACCCCUCCACUUACUAGUUACACGCUCGUCCCGUCUGCCUAUCUUGGAAUCCGCCCGAGCCUACCAGUACCACCUCCUUCCGCUUAUUUACGUCCGUCGCGGAUUCUCAACUGCC